Aspergillus niger is the source of this 666-nucleotide messenger RNA. RefSeq lists its product as uncharacterized. The coding region runs from base 1 to 666 and encodes 221 amino acids. Lineage: Eukaryota; Fungi; Ascomycota; Eurotiomycetes; Eurotiales; Aspergillaceae. The record is from RefSeq and is a predicted model, not a curated record. The transcript is spliced from 2 exons.
AUGAUUCCCGCUAUCCUGACCGGAGUUUCCAUGCUUGCAGGCUCUGCCUACGCUUCGGCCGUGCAGCCCGUUCGUGCAACCGGAGGAUGCGCCAACAUCAACUCGUACUACCCGGAGACCGGAACCACCGGCUAUUUCAUGCUUGUUGCCAGCGACUGCAAGAACGUGACGGCUCCGGAUCAGGCUUGCCCUAUUGAGGGAUUUGGUGAUACUAGCGUUGUCUUCCGCACUGCUGGAGAGACUGGUAUCCACGAGGGAUAUAUCGCGAUCGGCUCCGAAAACGACGAGGCCAAGAACCCUAUCAUCUGCGAUGACUCCUCUCCUUCUAUCCUCAACGGUCUUGUUGAGACCGGCGUGAGCGGAUACAGCUACCAGCCCUUGAACAUCAGCUCUAUCCCCUAUACCGCUCUCUUGAUGUGGGGAUUGCCCGAGGAGGCGUCCGUCCCGGUCGACUUCUACCACCACUAUGUGAACGGCACGCAGCAGGAUGGGCUGUUCAUUGGCGCCAACAAUGUCACUACAUGGGCUAUUAAGGAAUACUCUGAUUCUGGUUCCAAGUUGCCGUACUGGUUGUUCCGGUUGUUGGGGCCUGACAGUGAGGAUCCCAUCACCGGUGCGGCAUUGGAGGAGGGUGAGUUGGUUACCUAUAUUAAGGUUAGGUAUUGA